CCUGGAAAGACGAGCGCUGGGUCAACAAGGAAAACUAGGAAAGGAAACAUUGUAAACCGAAAAAACUCAGUGCCCAGACCCUAGACUGGUAAAGAGUACACACUGAUAGACUGCCAGGUCGUGCAUUUAGAGGGCAGCUCGUGACAUAUUGUGGAUUGUUUGUUGAAUAUAUCCCUGAAAAUAUCAUACAUCAUGCAGGAUACCAAACAAGUGCUCCAGAUCUUUCGUUGCGCUGUGUGACUCAAGGCUUCAGUUUGAAUUGCUGAGGACAUUAACUGUUUAACCAGUGCAGGAGUUAGGCUGCAGAAGAUCUUCUGAAAAGGCUAUUUCAAGGGUUAGACCUCUGGGGAUUCCAAGAACGCACUUAGGCUCGUAAAGGUGAGUUAUAGCCCCAUUUCAAAAGCCGAUUUUAUAAAAAUAAUUAUAGGCCUAGAUGUGAGCCUACAACUUUAUUCUAAGACAUACUGUAUUUUCCAUUAAGAUUUGACAAACGACCAUAAUAGUUAAUGUAGUGAGUGGAAUUAUUUGGACACAUGUAGGACGCAUAGGCUAUUCAACACAGCAAAUUAUUCAAAUCAUGGAGUGAUGCUAACACAGGUUAAUUUAUAGGGCUAGGCGUCAGAGUGUCUGGCUUUUGGAAAUGGAAAUUCUUUAAAUCAUUUUUAUAGAACUGAUUAGGCUCCUAUCAAUUUCUAUGUGUGAGCUUUAGUUGAUUUUUUAAGACUUUGGAUGGGAUACAUACUAGGUGUCUAAAACAGAUUGAGAACCAUCGGAUGCCCAAAUCCUCCGGUGUACCAUCGCCUUCAGGCCCAAUGAUUAUUCCGACCAGUGCCCCCGACAAAUCCCUCAAUGCAGUCCGGCUAAAGGACAGCGAGCUGGAGCCACGUCGAAUUGAGUCAAGAGAGGAUGCCGCACGGUUGCAAAGAGCCAUGUCUCACCUUCAGGAGUCAGGCUGGUACUGGGGCCCCCUGACAGCUGCUCAGGCUAAGCAGGUUCUGAUUGAUGCUCCAGAGGGGACUUUCCUUUUGCGGGACAGCUCCUACCAGGGCUACCUCCUCACCCUGUCUGUGAAGACCAGCCUUGGCCCCACACACCUCCGUAUAGAGCACGCCACUAGCAUGUUUGGCUUCGACUCUGUAAUUGUGGCACGGCCACGACUGCGGAGGUUUGAGGGUGCUGUAGAUCUGGUGCAGCACUAUGCCCUGACUUACAAGCAUCUGGCCACUCAAAAUGACACAGGGGGGGGUAACCCUUCGGCCCCUACAGAGAAAACUCUGCAGCUCAAACUCACCCGGCCCCUCCAUAAAGUCUCCCCUAGUCUCCAGCACCUUUGCCGCAUCACUAUCAACCAGCAUUCUCGCUGUCACCAGGACUUACCCUUGCCUAGGCGGCUACAGGACUUUUUGCUGGAAUACCCUUUUGUGUUGUAGGAAAUGUUAAUCUGAUUUUUUGAUACUCCUGAAUUGUACUGUUAAAUCUGACAAUUUCGAUCAAUGUCCUAAUAUAGUGCUGAAAAUGGGCUUCCCCCCCACCUCAUCAGCUGUAUACAAGCUGGUUCCUAGAUUACAAUUUAGCAGACUUCUUUACAGAUAUCAGUGGCAAAGGUACCUACUUGGGGUAUAUUAUUAUUUCCUGAAAUAUCACCACCUUCGGUUAGUUAAACUAAAUCAACAAUUGAGAGUACUGAAAUGGAAUGCUGAAAAAAUAACAUACAAAAUAAAAUAGAUAAGAGCUGUUAUUGUUAUAUAAACGGUAUUGAAGAAAGAUUAUUGCAUUAGAAAUGGACCACAUUCAUUAAAAACACAAUACACUAUUUCACCUCAUACCAUGGCUUUUAUUGUGGGGGAUUUUUGAUUAAUAUGAAUCAUGAAGAUUACCGAACCAUAGUCUUGCUGCAAAGGUGGCUGAUCUGAGUGUCCUAUCCAUUCCUAUUUUUUCUGAAUCCUGGAGUGUAACUUGGUCAUUAUCAAGGUUGUGUAGUUUCAGCUGAUCUCACUAACUUUUUGUUUUUUUAAAGACUGUCAUUGUGGUACUCAAUUUCAGGUCCAACUUAGGUUUCCUUAUAGAUCUUUGAGAUGCUGAAAUAACCAUCUCUUGAACUGAGGAAUAACACAAUAAAAAACAGCAAAAUCCUGCUUGUGAAGCUUCCUCAUAUCCUUCAACACUGCCUUAUGUAUAAAUGAGAGUGUGCUUUCUAUCAUGGUUUAUUUGCGACCAUUUUGCAGAGCUAUUUGGAUUUGACAUUGAUAUGUUUUCAUGUGUGACAGUAGCCAAAUUAACUCCAUUAAUAUUGUUGUUCUUUUUUAUGAUGAUCACUGAUCUAUGUCUCAAAGUCGGGGGAAUUGGCCAAUUGAAACAAUAUAAGAAUGCAAUGCGAGAGAGUGUGGCAUGUUUUUUCUUUUUUUGUGGUUAUACUUUGGUUAAGUUGUUUAACAGGGAGCAUUAAAAUCUUGUAUUGGUAAAAAAAAAAAUCA
Messenger RNA from Salvelinus fontinalis (brook trout), 2474 nucleotides. Its product is annotated as suppressor of cytokine signaling 2-like. NCBI's taxonomy places the organism in Eukaryota, Metazoa, Chordata, Actinopteri, Salmoniformes, Salmonidae. Gene Ontology annotation, cellular component: phosphatidylinositol 3-kinase complex. The coding region runs from base 774 to 1430 and encodes 218 amino acids. Gene Ontology annotation, biological process: phosphatidylinositol phosphate biosynthetic process; intracellular signal transduction. The transcript is spliced from 3 exons. The record is from RefSeq and is a predicted model, not a curated record. Gene Ontology annotation, molecular function: 1-phosphatidylinositol-3-kinase regulator activity.